This is a messenger RNA of Glossina fuscipes, 4247 nucleotides long. It is a transcript of the gene flfl, whose product is annotated as serine/threonine-protein phosphatase 4 regulatory subunit 3. Gene Ontology annotation, biological process: protein dephosphorylation; DNA damage response. The record is from RefSeq and is a predicted model, not a curated record. Gene Ontology annotation, molecular function: protein phosphatase activator activity. Gene Ontology annotation, cellular component: nucleoplasm; protein phosphatase 4 complex. The transcript has 10 exons. Lineage: Eukaryota; Metazoa; Arthropoda; Insecta; Diptera; Glossinidae. The coding region runs from base 1048 to 4140 and encodes 1030 amino acids.
UACAAAUUUCACAUUUUUCAUUUAAUUUUUGCUUAUUAAGAAAAACUCUUAAACUUCUUAAAGUUUAAUCUAAAAUGACAAUAAAGAUAUGUUUACAUCUAAUUUAAAAAAUUGGAAUGGAUAUUUUAGCAAUUAAAUAUGCAAUUUUUAAAAUAAAAAAAUAGUCAAUUUCAGCAGACAUACAAAAAAGUAAAGAAAACGGGUGAAAAAAAAAUUCGUGAAAAGCGUAAAGAGUAAUUGAGGGAAAGAAAUACAAAUUGUAUUGUUUUCAAUAUUGCAUUAUCAAAUGGUUUCCGGUAACGUUACGGAAAACACAGAAAAGCGCCACCAUUGCCGAUGUAACAGGUCCACGAUCACUUGCAAACUGUAAAGAAUUUUUCUCAAUUUCAUUUUUAUGAAUUGAAUCAAUUAAUCCGUUGCAUGAAAACGAUUCUUCAAGAUCUUAAUAUUAACAUCAGCGAGGAACAAAGUUCCACACCCGCCCAUCUACAUACUCUUGGCUGCAGAGUGCAAAAAUUGUUGUAAGCAACAAUUUUAAAGCAAAAAAAGAAAAAAAAAAAAAGUAAAAACAGAAAAAAUACAUAUAUAUAUACAUAUGCUAUCGUUUUUGUCGCACAAGUAACGUGCAGUCUGCUAUACUUUAUGUAAGGCGAAGAAGAAUUGAAAAUAAAAGUUAAAAAAGCAAAGCAAAACAAAACCAACAGAAAAAAAAAAAAAAAAAAACAAUUGACACGUGUGCCACAAGUACGUUAGCCAGCAACAAACAACUACAACGAUUAUAUUUAUUAACAUUAGAUAAAUGUGUAUACUGCGAAUACACAUACAAACUCUCUUUUAAGCACUUAAGAUAACCCACAAAACCAAAACAACAAAAAGGAAAACAUACAAUCGGCGUGUGUGGGGGUAGUGUGAGAGUAAAAGAAAGCAAAAAGAGUAAAAAAAUAUUUUUUACAAAUAUUUUGAAAAAAAAAAAUAAAUAAAACAAAAAUCAUUAAUAAAUAAAAAAAAUAAACUUAACAACAACAAUAACAACAAUUUAGCAGAAAAAUGACUACAGAUACCCGCCGACGUGUCAAAUUGUAUGCUUUAAAUGCAGAACGUCAAUGGGAUGACCGUGGUACCGGUCAUGUAUCAUCGAGCUAUGUGGACAGACUUAAAGGUAUCUCGUUGCUGGUCCGCGCCGAAUCUGAUGGAAGUUUACUUCUAGAAAGUAAAAUUCAACCGGACACCGCCUACCAAAAGCAACAGGAUACAUUAAUCGUUUGGUCCGAAGGAGAUAACUUCGAUUUGGCCUUAAGUUUCCAAGAAAAGGCAGGUUGCGAUGAAAUCUGGGAGAAAAUCUGUCAGGUUCAAGGCAAGGAUCCUUCAGUGGAAAUCACGCAGGAUAUUGUUGAGGAAUCGGAAGAUGAGCGCUUCGAAGAUAUGUCGGAUACUGCACCGCCCAUUGAACUGCCACCUUGCGAAUUGGCCCGCCUGGAAGACAUAUCCGAGACUAUACAGAGUUGUUUAACCACACCGUUACGUAAAGAGAAACUCUCCAUGGCUCUAGAGUCGGAAAAUUACAUCAAGAAACUUCUUAAUCUCUUUCACGUGUGCGAAGAUCUUGAUAAUACUGAGGGUCUGCAUCAUUUAUUUGAAAUAUUUAAAAAUAUAUUCUUGUUAAACAAGAACGCUUUGUUUGAGAUCAUGUUUGCCGAAGAUACAAUAUUCGAUGUGGUCGGAUGUUUGGAAUAUGAUCCCAGUGCUACGCAACCGAAAAAACAUCGUCAGUAUUUAAAACAGUGGGCGAAGUUUCGCGAAGCCGUACCGAUAAAAAAUCAGGACUUGCUUGCUAAAAUCCAUCAAACAUUUCGUGUACAAUACAUACAAGAUAUAAUAUUGCCCACGCCAUCCGUGUUUGUUGAGGAUAAUAUGCUUAAUACAUUGUCGAGUUUUAUAUUUUUCAAUAAAGUAGAGAUAGUUACGCUGAUACAAGAGGAUGAGCGUUUCUUGGUCGACAUGUUUACAUUACUUACCGAUCCAAAUACAAGCGAUGCGAAACGUCGUGAUAUUGUCUUAUUUUUGAAGGAAUUCUGCAAUUACGCUCAGAACCUACAGCCGCAGGGCAAGGAUUCAUUUUAUAAAACUUUGACCUGCUUGGGAAUACUGCAGGCUCUCGAAAUAACUCUGGUUAUGAAUGAUCAAAAGACCAAAGCGGCCUCAAUUGAUAUAUUAACAGCGAUUGUAGAAUUUUCACCGUUGGUGGUGCGUAAUUAUACAUUGCAGCAAGUCAAUCGUACUGAGGGUGAGCGGAUGCUUUUAAACAUUGCCAUUGAACAAAUGUUGACUGAUUCCGAACCAGAAUUAGGUGUAGCCGUGCAAUUAAUGGGUAUUAUUAAGAUACUAUUGGAGCCGGAAAAUAUGCUUACGGAAAAAGGUGACUUCCUCAACUUUUUCUACAAGCACAGUAUACAAACCUUGAUCGCUCCAUUGUUGCUCAACACUAUCGGCGAUCGUCCUCAGAAUGAGGAUUAUCAGACCGCCCAGCUGUUAGGCAUUGUUUUGGAUAUUUUAUCGUUUUGUGUGGAACAUCAUACUUAUCAUAUUAAAAACUUUAUCAUACAGAAAGAUCUCCUUAAGAGAAUUCUAGUGCUUAUGAAGAGUUCUCAUACGUUCCUUGUUUUAGGCGCCCUAAGGCUUUUAAGAAAAAUUGUCGCUCUUAAAGAUGAAUUCUACAACAGACAUAUUGUUAAAGGUAAUCUAUUUGCGCCGGUGGUAGAUGCUUUUAUACGUAACAAUGGCCGCUAUAACUUGCUCGAAUCCGCGAUUUUAGAAUUGUUCGAGUUCGUCAAAUUGGAAGAUAUCAAAACAUUAUGUGUUUAUUUUGUUGAAACGUUCAGCAAGAUAUUUGAUGAAAUUGAAUAUGUGCAAACGUUUAAAUAUCUGAAAAAUCGCUAUGAUCAGUAUCAGGAUCGAAUAAAAGAUCGUGACAAGAUGAGUUUAGAUACUGGCAUUCCAAUUAUACGUGGCGGUCGUUUCCGUCGGGAUCAGAGACAAAUGGAAGAAGAGGAAGAAAUGUGGUUUAAUGAAGAUGAAGACUUGGAAGAAUUGGAAACAUACAACAGUGUCAUGAAAUCUGUUACUGAGAAAAGCGGUCCUCAAGUUUCACAACAAUUACAACAGAAGUCACCGCCACAGAGUGCGCAACAGCAAUUGCAGCAACACGGUGGCAGCUCUAGUAGCAGUAGCAGCAGUGCUAGCACCAGCUUACUGGGAGGCAAUGGUAGUCCAAGCAGCAGUCAGUUAAAUUCAACGACGACGUCAACUUCCACGCUUUCACCAACUGGUGGAGGAUCAACAAGUAGUAACAAUGAAGGUGGUCUUAGUACAUCAUCAUCUUCGAACAGCAGCAGUAAUUGUAGUAACAGUGAACAAACGUCCGCCGCGCAUUUAGGUGCUGCUCUCCAACAACACCAGCAACAACAUCAUCAUCCACUGCACAAUUACCAGCAGCAACAGCUAAAUUUAAACAGUACCCUUGUCGCCGCUGCGGCUGCAGCCGCCGCUGCAGGUGUAGCUAGCACUUCCAGCGCUGCUCACUUAGAAGCGCAGCAACAACAACAACAGAGUGAUAUUGUUGAAUUGCAACAACAAUUGGCCGCUGUCGAACAGCAGCAACAAGAACUGGUUUUAAGUGGAGGAGCCUCCACAUCGAAUUCUAAUAUAGCGCAAACGGGGGUGUCAGUGCCCUCAACAAGUUCGUUGACAGAAUCGGCUGCAGCAGCGGCCGCCGCCGCUACUCAAUUACUUUCUUCAAUGGCAUCCAGCGAAGCUGUAGCAGCGGUGGCAGCGGCUGCUGUAGCCGCCGUCGCAGCUAGUGUAUCUGGCGUAGCCAAUAGUGCAGUAGCUGCCGCUGCUGUCAGUGCAGCCAACGCUGCUGAAGCAGCGAAUAAAUUAAAAAAUAGUGAAUUGCAUGUCGGCAACGUAACAGCUGUUAUUGGUGAUCAAAAGGAAACUCCUUCAUCGGCUGUGGUCUCCGGGGAGAGUGUUUUAAAGAAGGGUCUGGUUGAUUAUGAGAGCGAUUCUGGUGAUGAAGAUUAUUAUGAAGAGGAAGAAGAGGAAUCGCCACAGUCACAUCAAAAGAAACCUCGCUUGGCAUAGCAACUUUACCAACACCAGCAGCAAACUUUUCAUCAUAAUCACCAGCAUCAGCAUCAACAUCAGCACCAUCACCAUCAUCAUCAUCAUCACCCAUUUCAUCACCAUCA